Molecule: messenger RNA, 1996 nt
Organism: Daphnia carinata
Lineage: Eukaryota; Metazoa; Arthropoda; Branchiopoda; Diplostraca; Daphniidae
Product: sialin-like
Exons: 11
Coding region: 204-1841 (545 amino acids)
Biological process (GO): transmembrane transport; monoatomic anion transport
Cellular component (GO): plasma membrane
Molecular function (GO): transmembrane transporter activity
Source: RefSeq, a predicted model, not a curated record
UGCAACAGACAUUGUAGUUGCUUCUACCCAAUCAUUGCUGGGCCAACUUCCAACAACGCAAGGUGCGUAAUCUUCCCAGUGCAGACGUUAACAGCCCCGUUUACGCACAUUGUCAUUUGUACAUCGUCGAAGAAUUUUAUUCCAGUUUACACUACUAUUUAUACGAGGUUUUGUUCAAGCACAAAAACUUUUAUACUAACAACAUGGCCAUCGACGAAGACAUGGAGGCCUUACGCAAGAUUUCGACUGCUAGCAGCUGUCCGACUGAAUCGUCAUUGGCACCGUUACGUAGACGCCGCGCUAGACUAUGGCUAAGUUGUCGCCUAAACCUCGCAUUAAUGUGUUUGGCAGCCACAUUUACCUUUUUCCUAAUGCGUCUCAACCUGAGUUUUGCUCUGGUGUGUAUGGUACGUGAACUCCGUUAUGUUAACGAUACGACCGUUGUCGCUAUUAGCAACGACAGCUUUCGCGAUGACAUCACCACUUCGUUCGUUUCCAGUCCUGGCUACGACUCGGCAGAGCAAAAAGAUUUUUUUGAUGAUGACCUGCGGCAAAUUUUCGACGAGGAAGAAGGUCUCGAUUGGAACAAAGAAGUACAAGGCAGCAUGCUGAGCGCUUUUUACUAUGGAUUUUGGGUUACACAAGUCUUCGGUGGAUGGCUAAGCGAUCGAAUGGCUGGUAGCAAAGCCAUCCUGAUUUUAGCAAUGUCGAUCAUGAGCGUUAUUAGUCUGCUAUCUCCAUUUGUGGCGCAAUGGAGUCGAUUAUUUUUCUUUUUGAGACUCACUCUUGGCUUAGCAUCGGGUCUUGCUUUGCCGACCAUCCAGCCACUCUUUUCUCGGUGGUCAGCACCCGACGAACGAGGAACGUUGAUAGGUCUGGCGUUCGCUGGUUUUACGUUAGGCAGUUCCAUCACCUUUCCACUGUCAGGCUUCCUAUGUGAAUACGGUUUCGCUGGUGGAUGGCCUUCCAUCUUCUACCUGUCUGGUUUGCUGGGAGUUAUUUGGGUCGUGGGGGCCAUUUUCCUGGUUCAUGACUCGCCAGAGACUCAUCCGCGUAUAACCAACGAUGAGCUCACCUUCUUGGAGCCAUAUUGCCUGAAGAAACAACCUGGCAAAAAGUACAACAGCAUCCCUUGGAAAUGCAUUCUCAGCUCCGUGCCCGUACACACCAUUAAUGUCUGCCAAUUUUGUCUCAACUGGGGCUUCUACACUCUCAUCUCCGGCCUGCCCAUCUUCAUGAAAGAAGCUCUCAAGUUCGACAUCACGCAAAACGGACUACUGUCGUCGAUGCCAUAUGCUGCUGCUCUGGUCGUCCAUCUCGUAGCUGGAAAGUUCUUCGAUUGGUGUCGUGGAAAACAGCUAUGUUCACUAACGUGGCUGAGAAAAAUCUUCAACACGAUUGGCUUCCUUUUGCCGGCUUGCAGUUUCUUUAUCAUAUGCCAAUUGACAUUCGAAUGGCGUUAUAUCGCCGUUUUCUUGCUAGCCCUGAGCCAGGCAGGCAGUGAAAUAGCGAUUAUGGGUGGUUUUAUGUUCUCCAAUAUUGAUCUAGCCCCUCAAUAUUCCGGAGUUCUGCAGGGCAUCGCCAGCACGAUAGGAACUGUUCCAGGCUUCGUUUCUCCUGUUGUCAUUGCUUAUCUGACACCAUCGGGAUCAGCAAGUGAAUGGGCUAAAGUUUUCUACAUCAGUUGUUCUCUCUAUAUAUUUGGAGCUCUGAUUUAUCUUAUUUUCGGAUCGAGCGAACGGCAAAAAUGGGCCCUUCCACUUGGUGCUGAUAUCCAAGAAAAAGAUACGCGAUUGAUUCAACCACCCGUCUCUAACAGAACUGAUACCUUUGAGUCGUGAAAAUCUUCAUGCCGGUCUUCUCGUUUAUUCUGCCAUCCAUACUUGUUGGUUUUUAUUAGAGCAUAUAUUUAAGACAAACCUUUAAAUUGAAAAUUUAUUCUUUUUGUGGGUUUAAUUGGAACCCAAACGAAAUAUAAUUCUUUUAUUGAUUUGUU